Molecule: messenger RNA, 1008 nt
Organism: [Candida] anglica
Lineage: Eukaryota; Fungi; Ascomycota; Pichiomycetes; Serinales; Debaryomycetaceae
Source: the annotation of a GenBank genome assembly
AAAAAAAAAAAGAGCGUACUAACAAAAUACAUUUGUCCUCGUUCUGUUCAUCUGUUCAUAUCUGGAAGUUUCAUAUAGACCCAGACUCCAGUUUGCACGUGAAAAUAUAACCUCAACCUAGUUUGUAUAUUCAACCUUCUUUGUGUAUUUUCCUGAUUGCCUCUCCCCUUUAAUUUAAGGAGUGUGACCAUUUUAAGCAAAGUAAGCACAGCACAUCUAUACCCUUAAGUAUAAAUAUAAUAAAGAUUAAGAAUGAACAGUGAGUACGAUUAUUUGUUCAAGUUGUUGUUGAUUGGAGACUCCGGUGUUGGUAAGUCAUGUUUGUUGUUGAGAUUUGCUGAUGACACCUAUACCCAAGAUUAUAUCUCCACCAUUGGAGUUGAUUUCAAGAUUAGAACCAUCGAAUUGGACGGUAAGACUAUCAAGUUGCAGAUCUGGGAUACUGCCGGCCAAGAAAGAUUCAGAACCAUCACAUCAUCCUACUACAGAGGUGCACACGGGAUCAUUAUUGUUUACGAUGUCACCGACCAAGAAUCCUUCAACAAUGUUAAGCAAUGGUUACAAGAAAUUGACAGAUAUGCCACAGGUGGUGUCAUGAAGUUGUUGGUUGGUAACAAGGCCGACUUAUCCGACAAGAAGGUUGUUGAGUACACCGCUGCCAAGGAGUUUGCCGACGCGUUGGACAUUCCAUUUUUGGAAACCUCUGCCUUGUCUUCCACUAAUGUAGAACAAGCUUUCUUCACCAUGGCCAGACAAAUUAAGGCUCAAAUGACCAACAAUGCCUCUGGUGCUAACACUGGAAAUAGCGGAAAGUCCAACGUUAACUUGAGUGGUCAAUCUUUGACCAAUAACCAAUCUAACUCCUGUUGUUAGGUGUUUAGGUUUACUAAACUAUAAUUAUUAUUAGUAGUAGUAUUAAUAAUAAUCUGGUAGUUAAUACAUAUUGUUGAAAUACGAAAUCCUUUUUAUUAAUGAAUUUCUUAAAAAGCAUGUAGUAAAAUCUAAAUC